Molecule: messenger RNA, 2202 nt
Organism: Eremothecium cymbalariae DBVPG#7215
Lineage: Eukaryota; Fungi; Ascomycota; Saccharomycetes; Saccharomycetales; Saccharomycetaceae
Gene: GCR1
Product: transcription regulator GCR1
Exons: 1
Coding region: 1-2202 (733 amino acids)
Biological process (GO): positive regulation of ribosomal protein gene transcription by RNA polymerase II
Molecular function (GO): DNA-binding transcription factor activity, RNA polymerase II-specific; RNA polymerase II cis-regulatory region sequence-specific DNA binding
Source: RefSeq, a predicted model, not a curated record
AUGGAUAACAUUAAUUUGGCUACUAAUUUAAAUGAUUGGUUUAACGAUUCGAUGUUGCAAGUUUCUACCUCUGGAACUGUUGUCAAUGACACUUACCCUACUGGAUUGUCUUCUUCGAUGGUAAAACCGUUAGAUUCUCCGUUACCCAACCCCACUCCGUCACCGAGGUCUAGUGUAUCCGCACAUAAGGGAACUGACAGUGUUAAUCUCGAGCAGUUCGGCAAAUCCGAACGGUUCAAGAUUGAUGAGGUUGCCAGCUAUAUAAUAUUUCAAUACUUCCAUGUACGAGAUAAGGUAUCAGCUGAAAACCUGACGUUGGUGGAUUUGAUAUUGGAUCAGACGUAUCCGCAUUCGUUGACUCUGAGAAAAUUGAAAGAUGACUCUACUUACUACAAGUACUUUGGUACUGUAUCUAGGGAAAAGGAGAUUGGAAGGUGUCCGAUAUUUUUUGUUUCGUUGUACUUUUACUUAACCUGGGGUGGUGACAGCAGUAACAAAGUUAAAUUGGAUACCUUUUCGAAAACCAGAUUAUUAUCUCGUUCUUCAUUAAAUUACUUUGAUCUUGAAGGGGCUCCCGCGAAGACAACAUCUCAAAAUCACUCAAUGUCUAGUAAAAUAAUAAGGACGUCAGUAUCGUUACCGGAUAGUGCCAAGAGUUCUGUUUAUAAUUGGUUGGGACAAUUGAAGGAAGACAUGGACAAACAUGAUAGAGUAAAUUACCGGUUACAUUCUCUUGUUGAACUCUUUGAAUAUCUUUCUGAGUGCCUCCUACAAGACAUGGCAUAUCUCGAGUGUACUAAUGAACUACCUGCAUUACAGUCUGUUAUAAGACAGCAUGAUCAGAAGCUUUUUCAUUCAGGAAUGUUUUUGAAGCUAAAAACUGAUUUGAAAAGACAGCUUGACAGCGAAGCUAUAAACUUUGACUGGUAUAAUACUAUAGUGGUCAAGAUGGGGGAAAAGUUUGAUGAGAUGAAUAGUAAGGCUUCUAAAGAAAACUGUAUAUUGAACGAGAAAUUGCUAUGUUUAAGGAAUGAGCUAAAUAACAUGAAUUCAAUGAUCUCACAAAUUCUACAAUUUCAAAGACAGAUUCUAUCAGGUAAUUCAUCGUUAUCUAAGAACAUGACUACAAAUACCAAUGCGAGUGUUACCUGGCCAAACGUUAAUUCUAGUAAUGUGAUACUGGACAAAAAUUUCAUCGGUACUCUUGCGACUGGUGGUGACCAACCAUCUAACUUAGCACCACUAAAUAUGAUCCCAUCUUUGACUCAUCAAAGUAUCAUAGAUGUCAGCAAAAGAAAGCUUCCACUUCCAUCUAGUCCUAGGGACCCUGCAAGCAAUCCCUUGAAGAAGUUCAAGUUAGAUGAACGUACAAACGAUACUCCAAGUUCAGCACCAGGUGUAACUGGCUUAACAAUGGAUUCUUUAUUGUCGCGCGGUAUUUCGUCACCACGUAUACCAAUUGCUUCUUUAACCGCUGUGCCUAUAAUUCCACCAACCUCAGUUUCUAACGCUUCAACACCACAACAACCGAAUGGUCAAAUUCCUCGAGUCUUUUCAGUUUCUAAUUCCGCCGUUGGUAGCCCAAAUAUCCCUACAGGCUCAUCAAAACAAGAUGCACUGUUGAGCGGCAUAAGCACUAACACGCUUAUUGGAGCCAAUACAGAAUUAUCCGCCAGAAUAAUAGCUACCAAAAAGGCAGAUCAACAAACGAUAAGCGCAGGGUCUGAUGGUGGUGGAAGACCAAAUGAAUCAAUAAAGUACAAACUUUCUAGAGAAAAUAAAACUAUCUGGGACCUUUACACCGAAUGGUACAUUGGAUUAAACGGUAAACCUUCCAUAAAAUCCCUCAUAGAAAGAUACGGCUGGAGACGUUGGAAAGUAAGUGAUGAUUCCCAUUUUUUCCCAACAAGACGCAUUAUCAUCAACUACAUCGAAAAAGAGUGUGAUCGUGGAUUUACUUUAGGAAAGUAUCCGUCUACUAUGGAACGUAAUGUGGCAAAAAAACUCGUAGUCAAGGACCUAGAAAACUUCAGGGUCAACAAUGGUUUAACCCUUAACAGCAUCUCUCUAUAUUUCAGAAAUUUAACUAGAGAAAGUCGUGAAAUUUGCAUAUACAACAAUUUUGAAGAUUGGUCCUUGUUGGUUAUUCCUGACAAAGAGAAGAACAGGUAUUGCAAAAGGCGACAGGGCCUUGUUGCUUGA